Molecule: messenger RNA, 1293 nt
Organism: Exaiptasia diaphana
Lineage: Eukaryota; Metazoa; Cnidaria; Anthozoa; Actiniaria; Aiptasiidae
Product: WD repeat-containing protein 74
Exons: 11
Coding region: 35-1210 (391 amino acids)
Biological process (GO): ribosomal large subunit biogenesis
Cellular component (GO): preribosome, large subunit precursor; nucleolus
Molecular function (GO): protein binding
Source: RefSeq, a predicted model, not a curated record
AGCGAUUUUGAGCACUUGAUCGAGAACGCACAAGAUGGCGGACGAUUUUGUCUCGGAUAUUUUUGUUGGCAGUGAAGUAGGMUAUCUUAAAGCCGUGGAUUUACGGAAAAACUCGUUCAACAAUGUUGUGAAGCCAUCGACGGAAUCAGCUGAUAACAAAACAGACGAAAUUUGUGCGAUGUGCUGGAAGAAUUGGGACAGAACACAGAUGCUUCUGGGACUGCGAAAUGGACUUGUUAAGACUUAYGAUGUGGAGCAGUGUACAUUCAUCAAUGAAAUGGACUGUGAUGUCAAAGAUAGUCAUUUUACUGGCCUUUUCUGUUAUAAUAACUCCACAAUAACAUGCACAGAGUCUGGUGUACUUAGGAUACUGACUGAUAUUGAAACUCCUGUUGAAAUAAAAGUUGGAAACCACAUUUCSAGAAUGAGAUAUGAUCAGUGCAAUCCACAUAUCRUUGGAACUGGAGGAAAGGAAAAUGAUCUUAAAUUGUGGGAUCUUGAAAAAUCUGGAGAAAACAUAUUUAAAGCAAAAAAUGUAAAAAAUGAUAACCUUGAUUUACGAGUACCAGURUGGGUUACAGAUCUCGGCUUCCUGCCAAAUGCUGGUUCAUCUAAGAUCGUGACUGGUACAGGAUACCAUCAAAUACGUCUUUAUGACACAGCAGCAAAGAAAAGACCUGUUUUUUCUAUGGAUUUUGAGGAUUGUCCUAUUUCAUCAGUGUGUGUUACAGAUCAAGAUAAUACUUUACUAAUUGGAAAUACAGCUGGUACAAUGUCCCUUAUUGACCUACGAAAAGGUCAAGCUGUUGGUAAUUUUAAAGGAUUUGCUGGAAGUGUUCGUUGUAUUGAGUACUGUCAUGAAACGGACCGUAUAGCAGCAUGUGGUUUGGACAGAUUUUUACGUGUUUAUGAUUUCAAAUCAAGAAACUUAUUAAACAAGGUUUAUCUCAAAACCAGACUCAAUUGUUUAUUGUUUUCAACUGCCAAGAAGCAAAACCRGGAACAGUUGGACCAAGAAUGUGAAGAACAAGUGAAAGAAAAUAAUAAUUUGAGAAAACGAGAAAGUGCAAUKAACUGUGAUGAAGAUGAAGUAGAUAAAUUAUGGGACAGUAUGGAAGUUAUACAAACAGAAAGUCGAAAACACAAAAAAAAGUCUAAACAAGAAUCUACAAAGAGUGACAAAAUCAAGAAGAAAAAGAAAAAGACGUAAUUAUUUUGUUGUAGUUGUAACAAUAUCUAAUAUUAAAUACUUUGAUACAAAAUGCACAUAGUUGAAUCAUAGUUUGUCGUCUC